Corylus avellana is the source of this 951-nucleotide messenger RNA. RefSeq lists its product as uncharacterized. The record is from RefSeq and is a predicted model, not a curated record. Lineage: Eukaryota; Viridiplantae; Streptophyta; Magnoliopsida; Fagales; Betulaceae.
AUGGAGAUCAAGAAGGAUCCAGAAUAUCGAAGACCUCCUGAGGCGCCACAGAAUCAGAACUCAGAUCGGUAUUGUGAGUUCCACGAGGUCAACGGGCAAUACACAGAGGGCUGCAUCGCCUUGCGGCACCUAAUUGAAAAGUUUAUCGAAAAUGGUAAACUUGUGCGAUUCUUGGGAAAACAAAGGCAUCCUCGGGAAGAGAGAGUAAGGCGAGAAGAGCACCGAGGAAGGCCAACGUGCCCAACCCAUGAGCCUCAACAUCAAGCUAACCUCCAGGAAAUCUGCACCAUAAUUGGAGGAUUCGCCGGGGGAGGAGAAUCAAGGAGAGUGAGGGAGGCCUACGCCCGACAACUGGAAGGCUCUCACAAAGUCUAUACUGUCAGGAGGCCCGUGAAGCAGUCCCGAAGAACCGAGAUGGUGAUCGGAUUCUCGGAUGUGGACUACCUGGGUAUCUCGCACCCACACACGGACACUUUGGUUAUCACCCAAACGGUGGCGAAUCAUAACGUCCAUCGCAUCCUUGUGAACAAUGGGAGCUCAGCAGACAUCCUGUAUCGUUCUGCAUUCAAGAAGUUAAAUCUGAGACAGGAGAAAAUCGUCCCAACCAACUACCCCUUGAUGGAAUUCAUGGGGGAACAAGUACAGCCGAUCGGAUCAAUUGAGCUACCGGUCACAGCCGGGUCAUACCCAAGACAGGCAACUAUAAUGGUUCGUUUCCUGUUGGUCGACAGACCUUCUGCUUACAAUGCCAUUAUUGAAAGAAUGGCUCUCAAUGAACUAAGAGCCAUCACAUCAACCCCACACCUCAAGGUGAAAUUCUUGACAGAUCACGGAGUCGGGGAAAUUAGGGGUGAUCAAUGGGCAGCUCAGCAAUGUUACAAUAUUUCUAUGAAAGAAUGCCCAAAAAUUCCAGCCCGGGGAACACCAGCAAGGAGGAAAGAUAACAAUUAA